AAAUUUUUGACUGAAGAGUAUACUAUGACUAGAAAGACAUAUAACUGUGGUGUCUGUGUUAAAGGAACCACCAUCAAUUCUGAAGAUGAAAUUGAUUACGAUGGUGUCUUAAAAGAGAUUAUCGAGUUAUUGCAUUAUGGACACUCAGGCCGACAGGAGACUGUAGUCUUAUUCAAUUGUGAUUGGUAUCACACGAGAUGGGGAAUACGCGUGGAUGUUAAACACGGAAUUGUUGAUGUCAAUCCAAGCUUCCAACUUUCAACUGGAGAGCCAUUUUGCCUUGCUAGUCAAGCACAACAAGUUUAUUAUACUCCAUAUCCGAGUACAGAUAGAAUUACUCGGGGAUGGUUCGCAGCAUGUAAAAUAAAAUCUAGACAUCUUAUUGACACCUCAUCAACCUCAUCUUCAGCAGAGGAUGAUGACAUUUUUCAAGAUGAUGACCCCCCCAUAAUGCAAGGCUCUUCAUUAGCUACAGAUUUAGCUGCGUACCAAUCACUUCAACUCCAUGCAAAAGGUGUUACAGAAGUUGAGGUUAAUGCUGAUACAUCCGAAGAAGAUGAGGACUAUAGAGAAGAAAAAGAUUCAGAAACUUCAGGAAAUAGUAGUGAUAGCAUUGAUGAAGAGGAUGAUAGAUGUCUGGAAAUCCAGCAGGUUCGGCUAGGAGGAGAUCUUCUUCCUCAGGAUCCCAGGGGCAACGGGAAAAAAGGACGAGGUCAAAAUUUGAAAGGUCUACGCCCUCCAGAGAAUAGAGAGAGUAGGACCUGGGUUAAACUUACUGAUGAUAAGCUUCAGUUUGCUGAUCCAUCCAUUCCUCAAGCUAUCACUGCCUUAUGGAAGUCACGUUUUGAUGGCCCAUAUUUCACAUUUGAUCGUGUCCCCAACAACAAGAUUAAUGAAAUUUAUCCUUGUUUCAAAACACUUUACCAGUGGGACCGUGCAGAUAAUCUCCAUGUACGAAAUGCAUUCAUAAAUUGUAUGAGGCAUAGAUGGAGUGAUAAUAUGAGGGACGUGAGGUUAAAGUGGGUGAAGGACCCAUCUUAUAUCCCAUGUUGGAUGCCACCUCAUUUAUGGUCUCAGCUACUACAUUAUUGGGAUUCUGAUGAAUAUAAGAUGCUUCAAGAAAGGGGAGCAAAGAAUAGGAAUUCAGGGGAGAGAGUGACUCACACCACUGGGCCAAUUAGCUUUGGCAUCCAUGAGAUGCGGAUGGUAAUCAAGCAUAAUUAAUAAAAAAUUAAAUUUAAUAAAUUUUAUUUACUAAU
Molecule: messenger RNA, 1259 nt
Organism: Rubroshorea leprosula
Lineage: Eukaryota; Viridiplantae; Streptophyta; Magnoliopsida; Malvales; Dipterocarpaceae
Source: the annotation of a GenBank genome assembly